Talaromyces atroroseus is the source of this 1704-nucleotide messenger RNA. RefSeq lists its product as hypothetical. The coding region runs from base 1 to 1704 and encodes 567 amino acids. Gene Ontology annotation, molecular function: ferric-chelate reductase activity. Gene Ontology annotation, cellular component: plasma membrane. Lineage: Eukaryota; Fungi; Ascomycota; Eurotiomycetes; Eurotiales; Trichocomaceae. Gene Ontology annotation, biological process: intracellular iron ion homeostasis; iron ion transport; copper ion import. The transcript is spliced from 7 exons. The record is from RefSeq and is a predicted model, not a curated record.
AUGUUGGCCAUAGCGGAUUUCACUGCCAGGACGCAGUAUAUGAUAUCUGAUUUGGCCAAGGCGAAGGUUAUUCCUGAGAUCCAUCUGAUUUGGGAUGGGAUUAGGAAACGCCAAUACUGGGUCUUCUGGUAUCAAGCAGAUCAUCGGUAUGGUCUUCCAACAGUGGCAUUCUUUCUUGUUGCUAUUGCUCUCUUCACGCUGGGACAUUGGGUUAGUGUCUUUGCUCCACGGUUCUCAAAAAAGAAAUCAGGAUGGCCGCGCGUGAUGGCGAUAUUUCGCAUUCUAUCUUAUAAGCGAUGGUGGGUUAUGGCGCGCAGCACGCAUUCAAUUGGUGCCCUUUUGCUCGCGGCGGCAGGUGUGGUGUUUUUCCUAGACCCUGACGAGAGCAGUAUAUUGGCAGCCAAGGCGAACCCAAUAGCCUUAUUAACGGGAAUCUCACACGAGAAGUUGACCAGCUGGCACAAUUGGGUCGCUUGGGCGAUGUUUGUUUUGGCCCUGGUGCACACCUUUCCUUUCAUCGUCUACCACACUUGGAAGGGAGACUUGGUCGUGCAGUGGAACGACGGAGGUGUCUGGGUAACGGGGGUGGUUGCAUUGCUUGCACAAGCGUGGCUCACUUUUGCAUCUGUCCCAUGGCUUCGAAACCGGUACUAUGAGUUCUUCAAAUCAAUGCAUCACCUGGCCGCGUUGGUAUUCAUCAUUUUCCUUUUCUUCCACUGUGACUUUCGCCUAUCAUCAUGGGACUAUUUCAUUGCCACCACUGUUCUAUACAGCUUGUCCUGGUGCUACUCGCAAUGCAGAACAUAUUUCGAGUACGGUGUUAGCCACAAGGCACGACUUCAACGUGAGACAAAUGACAUGUUGAAAGUUACAAUUAACACGUCAACGGCACAUUGGACUGUAGGCCAACAUGUGUUUCUUCGUUUCCUAGCAGGCGGCGUGUUGCACAUGCUGGCCACUCAUCCGUUCACGAUUUGCUCUAUUCCCAAGUCUGAAAUAGUGGGGGCUACUAAUACCCUUGUGUUCUAUAUCCGACCGCGAGGCGGCCUAACAAAAUCGUUGAUGGCACAGGCGACGAACGCACGGUUGAGUGUUUCCGAUCAGUGUCUCGUUGUAGGUGGCGGCGCUGGUGCUGGAUUUACUCUUUCUUUCAUUGAGCACUAUAUCCGUUAUCAGGAGACGACAGGAGGUGCAAACAGGGGACUGAAAGUAAUCAUUGCCACCCGUGAACUUGACAUGCGGCUGUGGUAUAAUGAAGCCUUGCGGAAUAUUUCAACGCGGUAUUCAGGACUCAAAAAUGCCGUUGCAGGGCUAUCGAUCGAUAUUCAUGAGACUGGUCAGAAUAAUCGCCUGGGAGAUGUAGAAACUAGACAUUUAGAUGUGGAAAAAGCUUUUAAUUCGACAACAUCUCAGCUUCACAACGAGCAUGACGACGCCAAACAAGUCAAUAAACUCCGGGAAGACAGCAGCUCCAUAACGAAAAUGUUCAAUGUUACAUUUUUCAGAGGUCGGCCCAAUAUGCCCCUUUCUGUGCAGCAGUUCGUGGCCCGCGAGGAGUGUAUCACAACCGGCCUUAUUGUGUGUGGCCCGUCGUCGAUGGCUUACGAUGUCGGAGAGGCGGCGGUUUCUGCUCAGCAGCAAAUCAUCAAAGGUGAAAUCAGUGCUAAGGAGGUGUGGUUCCACGCAGAAGGUUUCUCAUAUUGA